Varroa destructor (honeybee mite) is the source of this 1906-nucleotide messenger RNA. It is a transcript of the gene DCTN4-p62, whose product is annotated as dynactin subunit 4. NCBI's taxonomy places the organism in Eukaryota, Metazoa, Arthropoda, Arachnida, Mesostigmata, Varroidae. The record is from RefSeq and is a predicted model, not a curated record. Gene Ontology annotation, cellular component: dynactin complex.
UUUUAGGCGAGCUCAAACAGUAUUCUGCUCGUCAUGUGACAAAAGCAUAAUAUACAUAGUAUUUGUCCACAUGAGGAUAUAUGAAAUUGCUGCUCCUUUUUAGAUCGUUGUCUUCCUCUGUUUUUGUUUAUACACACGUUGAAGUAUACCUCCGGCCUCUUUGGUAGGUCGUAUAAAGUUCCAUAAUGUAGCCCGCAGCAGCUGUAUACAUGGAAGGGGCUGUCAUUUUGGAUUCCUGUCUAAGUUUAUUUGAGGCUAUUAUACGUUUUCCUAACGCGUAGUGAUAAGUACCUUUCGGUGAUAACAAUGGAGAUUUUCUUUCCUCAAAAUGUGCAAUACAUUUGUACAUGUGGUGCUCGAAAAUCGCUCACUACCCUGUUCUAUUGCAAGUACUGCUUCAAGCUAAGAUGUGGCGACUGUGUAUCUCAUGAAGUGGAUACGCAUUAUUGUCCCAACUGCCUCGAGUUCAUGCCCUCCCCUGAAGCUCGCAUUAAAAAAAAUGUAUGUACAACGUGUUUUGAAUGUCCGUGCUGCGGUAUUGCACUUUAUAGCCGUGGGGUAACACAGCAAGUUCCUUCGGAAGAUGACCCGAACAUCAUGGUCAAUAAACGAGGCUAUUACCUGAUGUGCAACUCAUGCAAGUGGUCUACUCAUGAGCAGGGUCUUAAAAAUCAACCUAUGGCUUCUGGUGGAUGGCCCCGUCUCGAGGCGCCCAACCAGGAUCGUGUUCAUCAGCUAUGCGAAUAUUAUCGAAUUGUAGCGCAUAAUGAGAAGCUUGAAAAGGACAAGCGGAGGAUUACACAAAAGUGUGGUUAUUAUAUUAGUGACAAAUACGGCGUUGCGACGGUUGUCGCAAAGAAGUACAUGAGCCUACAAGUGACACCACGAAAAGAGUCGCAAAAGGUUGCCGAAGGCUGUUUUGCGGCAGAGGCCAGCGAGGAAGUAGAUGAUCUGCCGGAGCGGUUUCUGAACAACCUCAACAUCGAUGAAGUAACCAAUAUUCGCAUGCGACUUAGCAAUCCAGAACUACAACCUACCAGGAUGGCUGACCUCCGGAUGAAGAAUCUCAAGCUACUCACAAAAAAAUCACAAAGGUGUAAGGAUUGCACGCAUUCGCUAUGUAAGCCUGAAUAUAAUCCUGGUUCAGUCAAAUUCAAGAUUCAGUUGUCAGCUUAUUAUCACAUACCGGAAGUCCGAGUAAAGACGUGUCCCCAACUUCUUGCUGGAAGGGAGGUCACAAUCGAACUUACAGUUACUAACCCAACGCCUCAUGAGGUAUCGGUCGCACUGCUUCCGCUGGAGGGCCACCCAGGCACGCCCACGGGUACUGGUCUCAUUUUUCCGGAGGUGACGUGUACAAAUAGUGCUAUAGCAUUGCCGUCAUGCACGAUGUACCUGUCCGCCAAAGAUGACGCCGCCGAAUAUGAUGAUACAGCGGAUAAGAUGGACGAUCGAAAUAACAAAAGUGUGGUUACCUUCAAGCGAUGUAACAAGUUGGGCUUCAAGAUGCAGAUUACGCCUCAGCAAUGCAGCAACGUUAUUAUCGGCUUCCGUUUAACACACACGUAUACCAAUCAAACAAUCCAAGGCAACAAGCGGGAGUACGAGGUCCUGUCAUUGCAGCACGCGGUUAUCGUUAAUUUGGGCCCGCUAUCAAAGGAGUGAAAUGACUUUGCGGGAACUUACUGUUUCAAGCCAAACUUGCAUGUGAAGUUUACCUUUCCGGAUUGUUAAGCAAUCGAGCUCUUUUUAAUAAAAUAUGGCUGAGGUCAGUGACCUCAAAUCGCUCUCUUAUUGGAUGAGCAUCACUCACAAGUGUUACUAUCAUCAAACCAAGGACUGUAACUUUAUAUUGUCUUGAGUAAAAGUGUAUAUAUAUGCAAACAUUUAUUAAUAUAGAAUGUUA